AUGGUUAAAGCAAAGACAACCGGGACAAGAAGGACGUCUAGUAGAGUAACUUCCUUACCACGUCGUUUAUUUUACAAGACGAAACGUGUUAUUAUGACACCUGUAAGAAAAGUCAAAACUCAUACUGCCGGAACUACCACAGCUCCUACCACGACUACUCAUAAAAGGAAACCAUUAUUCGGCGGUUUCACAAGAAGUCACAAAACUCCUGGAACUCACCCUGCUCAUAGAAAAAGAAAUCCCAAUAUGUUUGGAUUCGCCAGAAGGAGAAAAAAUCCUCAUACAACCGCUCAUACUACUACAUCUCCUAAAACCAAACUUUUUGCUUUAUUACACAAAAGGAUUUGA
Molecule: messenger RNA, 348 nt
Organism: Funneliformis mosseae
Lineage: Eukaryota; Fungi; Glomeromycota; Glomeromycetes; Glomerales; Glomeraceae
Source: the annotation of a GenBank genome assembly